Messenger RNA from Funneliformis caledonium, 767 nucleotides. Lineage: Eukaryota; Fungi; Glomeromycota; Glomeromycetes; Glomerales; Glomeraceae. The record is from the annotation of a GenBank genome assembly.
AAUUUCAGACGUUUGCGUCAACGAGCGGAAUAGAACCUGAUAACGUUGUAAAUCAACAACCACAAAUUGAUUUAUUUCAAAACGAUCCUUCUAGACCUUCUGAUGAAUAUCCAGGAAAAGAGCAAUAUGGUCAACAAGACGGUGAAAAUAUUCGCAAGUUUCAAGCUAAUGAACCUUUAUCCAAUGAAGAUCAAGAACGAAAGAAGUCAGAAAACGUAAUUUCAACCGGUAUAGACCAAUUAAAGAAUACAACCGAAUGUAAAGACUUGAUCGAACGUAUUCCUGGUUUAUAUCGUUUAUUAGACUUAUGCAAAGACGAUGGUUCGAAUGGUCUUGUCGAUAAAAUAAUUAUCUCCAAGGAGUUUAUAAAGAAACUAUGCGAUGAUAUAGUUCCAUCAAGUUUUAAGUCUAUUUCUGAAAUCAAUUUCUGUUCGCCUUAUUGGAUUUUACGGAAAUCGCCAUUUAUUUCGCAGCCUUCUAUCGACAACUCAAAUUUACGUCCUGGUAUUUAUUUACUGGUUGUGAUUUCAGAUUUCGGUAUAGUUAUUAAUUGGCCCGAAAUAGGAUGCUACGAGGAAAAUGCUUCUUCGCAAUGCAAAAAGAAUAUGACUAACUUACAUAGAUAUUUGACAAAGGUUACCGAUCAUCAGCUUUGCCUUAUGAGUGAAGAAGAUUUAGAAAGUUUCGAUUGGAAUUUAUACAAUACUGAUAGUGAUUCAGACGACGAUAAAGGGUUUCAUGAAUAUGAAGUCAAGAAAAGUCAGGAA